AGCAAGGCCGUAUCUCCGAUGACACGCAUGCGUGUUUCACAAACGCACUGCUCACAUUAUGCGGGAGAAAUUACGGCUAGGUACGGAUCGGGGUCAACUCACUGCGAUUCGCAUGUCACAGUACCAAUUUUGGCUCCAACAAUUCGCGGGUUGGACCGCUAAGCAUCGGGGAGGCUUGCCAAAAAUACAGCUGCACUGCAGUAGCGGCUUGGAGUGCAAUGCGGCUCCCGCUCAUUGUCAUACGGGGAGGUCGAUACCGACCAGUACCGCCUCGCCACCCGACGCGGUCGGACGUUACACGAUAUUGUUAACGCGCCGGUCAAUCGCGCGACCUGCGAACACAAAACGCUUUUAUUUAUAAACAAAUUCACGUUCCAAUUGAAAAGGGUGAUUGUUUUUGUGAAUGUGUAGAGAAAUACUAGCCACGUGAAAGCGCUCGGUUUGUGGAUGUUACAUAAACAGAGAAUAUUUGGCCAUCAGUGAAUGUAAAGUGUCAACACUCAACACUGGCAGGCGUACCACGUUCCGAUUCUAAAUUCAAACUCUGAUGAGAACCAAAGUGAAAAACAGUGCAAAGAAAAUUUUCCGCUAAAAUGGGGAGAAGAAACCUGAGUAUGCUGCGGUUAGGACGCUGCGUGGCCUUCCUGGCUGCAGCAGCCUUCCUGCUACCAUUCACGAUCCUGCUGAUGGUCGCUGAUCAGCAGUACAACCUGACCUACAACUCAAAAAGGGUGUUCUACCAAGAGAGCGACUUCUAUAAAAUUAACGAGACGUAUUACAAUCCCGCAUUUGCGAUAACAACACCUACAUUAUCAAAACAGUUCAUCUUCGAGAACGGGACUCAUGAUGAGGGGCUCCUCACCAGAGAUAAAUUCAUGGAGGUGAACGCUCGGAUGGAGGCGCGUCAUGACUAUCUGAAGAGCCAGUGUUCAGCUCUGGGCUUGGACAGCUAUAGCUAUAAGGCCAAUGCAUGGGAGUUUUUAAUCAACAGGCAGUACCAUGUCAUUUGGUGUAACGUCUUCAAAGCAGCCUCCACAUCCUGGAUGUACAACUUCAACCGCAUGGCGAACUACACAGCGGAGUUCCUGAACAAAACCAAAGAAGUGCCCUUGAUACUUGCUCGCAAGAAGUACGGGAGGCCGACAGUCGCGAUGAUCAAGAAGGCUCAGGCGGACUCUAUAACGUUCCUCAUUGUUAGGCAUCCGCUGGAGCGGCUGGCGUCGGCGUAUAAUGACAAGAUUAUGCACGCUUGGCCGAAGUCCUUCCAUGAGAAGAUGGGGCAGAAGAUCAUCCGGGUGUUUCGAAAGCCAAGCAACGGUCACCCGACACCUACAGAGAGGUAUCCAGUAUUCGAGGAGUUUGUCGCAUACGUGCUGGACGAGUGGAAGUCGAAAAGGACCCUGGACAUGCACUGGACCCCAUACACCGACUUCUGCACGCCUUGCCAGUUCAACUUCGAUGUCAUUUUGAAGUUCGAGACGUUGGAUGAGGACCAGCGGUUCCUGAUCCAACUGGCACGCCUUCAAAAAGUGGUGAGACCAGAAUGGCGGAACAGUGGUAAAGGUCCAGGGACCCUCAACAACAUCAGCCACCUUUACUCCAGGAUCACCAAGACACAGCUGGAAGACCUGUACAAGAUGUAUAAGCUAGACUUCAAACUCUUCAACUACACCAUAGACAACUACUACGAGAUAGUGAAACCCGAUGAGACAAGUAAGAGAUGAACAAGCCGAGGGCUCUCCAGCGCCACAGCAGCCGUUAGCGGCAAGACUGAUCAUUGAGUGAUGAAGACGACGAUCCGACCCAGGUUAUUGUUAUUUAUGUGAUAUCAAAGUUCAAAAGAUUUUCAUGUUUUAGCCCAUUGCGACGUUCAUGUCAUGUUUGGCUGAGGUUUGUUAGAAGGUGUGCUUGUUAAGUGGUUAAAGCAUUAAGAUACUUCCUUAGUUGUUCAGGACACAGUCGAUGCGCAAG
Ostrinia furnacalis (Asian corn borer) is the source of this 1971-nucleotide messenger RNA. RefSeq names its product carbohydrate sulfotransferase 11. Gene Ontology annotation, molecular function: sulfotransferase activity. The record is from RefSeq and is a predicted model, not a curated record. Gene Ontology annotation, cellular component: membrane. Gene Ontology annotation, biological process: carbohydrate biosynthetic process. The transcript is spliced from 8 exons. Lineage: Eukaryota; Metazoa; Arthropoda; Insecta; Lepidoptera; Crambidae. The coding region runs from base 594 to 1724 and encodes 376 amino acids.